CUUAAUUUUUGGUUUAAACUUAAUCUCAUUUAAUUUGAUAGUAAUUAAAAAGUUGUUUUUUUAGUAAUAAUUAAUCACUAAACUGCUUUUAUGUAGUUUGUAUGGUAACUUUAAAGUUCACUCAUUACAAAAUCAUUCGUUUAAUGAUUGAGUACUAGUUACUAGAAAAAUACAAUUUAUAUGUUAUUAGGUUAAGUUUAAUCCAGAGUUGUGUUAUAUUUAUUAUGUUUACAUAGAAUAUUUACAUUAAGUUUACAAUGAAUCUUUUGCAUGUAAAUUUAAUACAAACUGAAUAAUACCAUUCAGAAAGAAGGAAUGGGUAGAGCAUGUUGCAUCUUGGGAUGUCCCUCGGGAGGAGAUGCUCCAUCUCAUCAGAUCCCCAAGAAUCCAGCUCUCUUCCAGAAAUGGAAAAGCUUGAUUUACUCCGAGAAAAUCCAACAUAUGACUGAUGAGCAAAUAAGCAAGUGUGCUGUGUGCUAUCGGCAUUUUGCUGACAAUGACUAUCUAGUAACUUUUCGAGUAAGAAAGUUGAAACGUGGCGUUGCACCUUCCUUAAACUUGCCAAACAGACCAGAUUCUAGUGUACCUAUUAUGAUUAAAAUAGAACCGCAAACAUCGGCUGCGAGAAGAGAAACGUUUAUUGCAAAAGAAGAGGUGACAGAAAUUCCAAGAAUAAUAGAAGAAUUAGAAACAACUCAAAUUACAUUAUUCGAAGAUAUUCCGGAAGAAAUUAAAUCCUGCUCAUUCGACCAGCCACAAAUUUUAUUAGAUAAGAAUAUUGAGCAAAUUAAUUCAACGGCAGAAACAUUUAAGUUAAAUCAUAGAGAAAGAACGUCGAGAAAGAAACGAAAAUUAACUGCAAAACAAUUGCAUCUACUUCAAUGUAAACAACAAGCCAAGCAAUAUGAAAAAACACCUUCGAUACAAAAGCUGCUAUCUUUUCUCACGCCUGCUGAAAUAACAACUAUUAAAACUAGAAUACGAAAAGCAAGAUAUGCCCCAAGAAUAUAUGUAAGAAUAUAUCACAAUAUUGCACAAAGGAAAGCUUUUAGUCACUUAAAACUCGUAGAAGAUUAGUAAUUUAUUGCAAGUUUUA
Atta colombica is the source of this 1096-nucleotide messenger RNA. RefSeq lists its product as uncharacterized. The coding region runs from base 316 to 1077 and encodes 253 amino acids. The record is from RefSeq and is a predicted model, not a curated record. Lineage: Eukaryota; Metazoa; Arthropoda; Insecta; Hymenoptera; Formicidae. The transcript is spliced from 2 exons.